AGUUUCGCUGUUAUAAAACAGCACCGCCACCACAGUGAGGACAGCUCAGAGCAGGCAACAUCCCCAACUGUCAGGCCACAGCAGGGACCUGGAAGACCCUCCUCCGUCCUCUUCAACCUCCCCGUUGCUCCUCGAGACUCCGGUCCGGUCGGGUCGUCUCGCGCCGCAGACAUGGCACCUGUCCUCCGAGUCCUGGCCGCUGCCAUGUUCGCCUCAGCUCUGCUGCUGACCGCGACGUCGGCCAACCUGAACGAAACUAUCUAUGCAGUGACUGUUAGCUCCCGUGUGACUGGAGGGAAACAGGAGACCCUGUGUGCUCACGUCCAGAACCCCGCUGAACGCCUCUCUCUCGCCGUCUCCCUGACUGUGAAUUCCAGCAGCAGCGUCAUCCUGGAGGCGACCGUCUCUGAGGAGUUCUAUCACUGCCUCAGCUUCCAGGUGCCAGCCGUACCAGUCAGGACGGUGGCAGUCAUCCAGGUGACCCUGGCGGGUGAGGGCGCCUCCAUGAGCAAGAAGACCAAAAUCGUCAUCGAGCCGCCCGGCUUCAUCCACAUUGUGCAGACUGACAAACCCAUAUACAAACCUGGACAGACCGUCAAAUUCCGGAUUGUCUCUUUGGAUGCCAGUUUCAUCCCAGUGGUUCGAGUGUACAAAGAGGUGGUACUCCAGGAUCCCAAUUCAAACCGCAUCGCCCAGUGGCUGAAUCAGACGAUUGGUGGCGGCAUCCUGGACCUGUCACACGCCUCUAUCCCCGAGGCCGCUCAGGGAACUUACACCAUCAGCGUUGUGACAGACAAAGAGGAGGAGAUCUCCCACACAUUCGACAUCAAGGAGUACGUUUUGCCAAAGUUUGAGGUAAAAGUGGACCUGCCCAGUGUGAUCACCAUCCUGGACACAACGACCACAUUCAAGAUCUGUGGAAAAUAUACGUAUGGGAAACCUGUUCUUGGUAGAGUUAAAGCCGAGUUUUGUAGGAAAUACUUUCAAUUUUUCUGGCGUUCAGAGGAGCCCGACAAUGACAUUUGCAAGAACUUUGAUUUGACUCUGGACAAAAGUGGAUGUGCCUCAGAAACUAUGAGCUUGGCAGAGUUUGCUCUAAACAAGUUCUCAUAUUCUGACCGUUUUGAGCUAAAUGCUGAGUUGGAGGAGGAUGGAACAGGGGUCGUUCUUAAAGGCUCAGGGAUGGCCAGCCUAAGCAGUCAGAUCAGAACUGUCACCUUCGAGGAUGUACCUGGAGCAUACAAGCCUGGCAUACCAUUUGAAGGAAAGAUCAAGCUGGUCGGCCCAGACAGCCAACCUGUUGCCAAUGAGCUGCUUUAUCUGUUUGUUGAAGACUCCAAGAAAAUGAUGCUCACAACAGACGCAAAAGGCAUUGCUCAGUUUUCUCUGGAUACGUCUGAGUGGAAGAGCUCUGUCUCUCUCAAGGUUCUCUCUAAGGAUACAAAGGAAAACGAACCUUAUGUUCCCAACUUACGGCGACCAGACUACGGAUUGGCCUACCAGUUCGUCUCACCUGCUUAUUCCAAGAGCAAUAGUUUCUUGAUGCUCAAGCAUAUCAGCGAGGGUUUCGCCUGCGACAGAGAUGCAACUGUGACGGCUCAGUACAUCAUCCAGGGAACAGAAGUGAAAGAGGGACAGACGGUCCUUAACUUCUUCUACCUGGUGCUGUCCAAAGGUGAAAUUGUGCGUCAUGGUUCUGUCCCAGUGAACGUCAAAACAGGAACUGUCAACAAAGGGGAGCUGACCGUCAGACUGAGUGAGGUGAUAGACCUCGCCCCUGUUGCCCAGGUGAUUGUUUACUCUGUGAUGGCCAAUGGGGAGAUAGUGGCAGACAGCCAGGACUUUCCCAUUCAGCUCUGCCUCAGUAACAAGGUGUCCCUGAAGUUCUCGUCCGUUCAGCAGCUCCCAGCAGAGCAGACCACCCUGACACUGAAGGCCAACCCCAAAUCCCUGUGCUCCGUCAGAGCCAUCGACCAGAGCGUGUUACUGCUGAAGCAAGAGCAGGAGCUCAACGUUGACUAUGUGUUUAACCAGCUGCCGGUCCAGAAGCUGUCAGGGUACGACUACGAGGUGGAAGACUUCGAUCCGUUCCGCUGCUUCCCCGGCAUGAUCCCCAGGCCAAUUCCUGAGUUCCAGCCUGUUCCUGAAGCUGAAGUCACUCCGACACCAAUCGUCGACGUCAACGUUCGACCAAAGCGCUCGCUCUUCAUCCCUCCGUUCUAUCAGAAGAUAGACGUCUACAGCAUUUUUAAAGACAUCGGAGUCAAAAUUGUGACAAACUCAGAUGUGAAAAAACCUUACGACUGCUUUGUGUUCAAGUUUAACGCAAUGCCAGAGGCUCUUCCAAUGGUAGAUGAAAUGGACCAGGCAGCCGCUCCAGUGUCAAACAGUCAAGCUGGAAUACCUAAAGAGACAAUUAGAAAAAACUUCUUGGAGACCUGGAUCUGGGAUCUGGUCUCAGUUGGAGACGGCGGGUCGGCGAGCCUUCAGAAGACGGUCCCUGAUACCAUCACCAAAUGGGCAGCCAGCGCCUUCUGUGUCUCCCCUACUGGUUUUGGUGUGUCGCCCAACACCGGGCUCACCGCCUUCCAGCCGUUCUUCGUCAGCCUCACCUUGCCCUACUCCGUCAUCAGAGGGGAGGUGUUCACGCUGAAAGCUACCGUCUUCAAUUACCUCUCCCAGUGCAUAAUGGUCAAAGUAACUUUGGCUCAGUCUGACCAAUUCACCUUCAGAGACUGUGAAGGCUGCCAGUACAGCAUCUGUCUGUGUGGAGAGGAGAGCAAGACCUUCUCCUGGAUUGUGACUCCAACUGCUCUAGGCGACGUGAGCCUGAGGGUCAGCGCCGAGGCUCUGAGGACCCGCGAUCUGUGCGGUAACGAGGUAACCACGGUGCCAGACGUGGGCCGAAUCGACACGGUGGUCCGCACGCUGCUGGUGGAGGCUGAAGGAACGCCGCAGAUGAAGAGCCACAACGCCCUGCUGUGUCCUGCAGAUGGUCCAGUGGAGAAGAAAAUCUCUCUCCAUCGGCCUGAAAUGUUUGUGGAGGGGUCAGCUAGAGCGUCCGUCUCUGUCCUGGGUGACCUGAUGGGCCGGGCCCUUCAGAAUCUGGACAAGCUGCUGGCCAUGCCAUACGGCUGUGGGGAGCAGAACAUGGUGCUGUUUGCUCCAAACAUCUUCAUCCUCAACUACCUGAAAAGCUCCGGUCAGCUGACCGAGACCAUCCUGGAGAAGGCCAAGCGCUUCCUGGAGAGCGGAUAUCAGAGGGAGCUCAACUACAAGCAUGAUGACGGCUCCUACAGCGCCUUCGGGAACAGCGACCCCUCUGGAAAUACCUGGCUCACUGCGUUUGUGAUGAAGUCGUUUGGCGGAGCCAGAGAUCACAUCUACGUGGACCCACAGCACAUCAAGGACGCCAGGACCUGGCUGUCCGGACUGCAGAAGAGCGACGGCUGCUUCACGUCUGUUGGGAAGCUCUUCCACAACAGCAUGAAGGGAGGAGUGAGUGACGACGUGUCGCUGACCGCUUACAUCGUCGCUGCUAUGCUGGAGCUGGACGGAGUCGCCUCGGACCCCGUGGUCCAGAAGGGCCUGAGAUGUCUGAAAGAUGCUGUGGCCGGGGAGUUUGACAACCUGUACACCACGGCCCUGAUGACCUACACCUUCAGCCUGGCUGGAGAUCAGGAGAGGAGGAGCAAACUGGUCACCAUUCUGGACCAGAAGGCCAAGAAGGACGGUGGCACUGUUCACUGGGAGCGAGUGGGAUCUUCUGAGGCGGGCCUGGACGCUGUGGAAGUGGAGAUGACCUCCUACGUGCUGCUGGCCCUGCUCCUCUCUCCUCCUCUGGAGGGCUUCAGUCUGGACUACACCUCUGGCAUCAUCCGCUGGCUCGCUCAGCAGCAGAACCCGUACGGCGGCUUCUCCUCCACGCAGGACACGGUGGUGGCCCUCCAGGCUCUGGCCAGGUACGCCGAGGCCACCUACAGCCCACAGGGAAUGACCACGGUGACGGUGACGUCCGUUGGCGGCUUGAGGAAGGAGUUCACGGUGACGCAGAGCAACAGGCUGCUGUACCAGGAGGAAGAGCUGAGCGAGGUUCCUGGAGAGUACACCGUUAGAGCCGAGGGACACAGCUGCGUGCUGACUCAGAUCUCGGCGCACUACAACGUUCCUCCACCUGACGACUUCUCAGCCUUCACCAUCACCAAGAGCAUCGAAACCAGAUGCAAACUCAGCCGGCCACAGCUCCACCUGGCUGUUCAUGUGAGGUAUCAGGGCAGGAGAGACGAGACCAACAUGGUCAUCAUCAACAUCAAGCUGCUGUCUGGAUACGUUCUGGAUCAGAGCUCCCUGCAGCUGCUGAAGGACGAGCGAUCGGUGAAGCGCGUGGACUCAGACGAAGGAUUCCUCAACAUUUACCUGGACGGGCUGAAAAAGGACGAGCCGCAGACGUGCAAGGUGACUCUGGAGGAGGAUCAGCGGGUCAGGAACCUGAAACCAGCUGUGAUUAAAGUCUACGACUACUACCAGCCGACUGACCAGGCUGCCACUGACUACACAUCCCCCUGUGCUGAGAGUAAGUCAGAGUUCUCCAACUUGGUUCUCUAAUGCUAGUUUUCUGUAGCGCCACGCCCACCGGGAUCUACAAGGUGGUGUUUAAACUGAGACGCUGUGGCUACGUGGAAGCCACAGCUGAAAGAAACGGGAGAGAGAUGAGAUUCUGGAGGAAACGUCAAAAAUGUUUCCCUAUUUUUUGUUUUUAGGGGGAUGACCAAAUGACCAAACGUUCUCAUUCUAUUAACGUUUUACUUUUCAUUACCAUAGAAAGUACUCCUACAUCUGUUUCUUUUUUAUUUUACUUCAAUGAAUGUGCCAAGUUAGAAUAAAAUUACAACUAAGCAGUAACAAUAAAUGUUCAAAGGAGUGGGUGGAAGAAUAAACUUAUUAAAAAUUGGUCUUGUCAGAUGUCUGCUUCUACUGAGCCAGGUUCUGGUUCUGCUGCAGGUUUCUUCCUGUUAAAGGUCAGUUUCUCCUCUCCACUGUCGCUCCAUUCAUGCUCAGUCAGGGAUUUCUGUAACGUCAACAACAUAAUGGAGGAGUGAAUGCUGAAAGUCAUGUCAGCUGAAAAUCAUGUCAGCAUUCACUGAAUGCAAUCUGUGGGUUUCCUUAUUAACUUUUUAAACAACUUUGAAUAAUUAAUAGAGCAUACUGUUCCGUUUGACAACUAAGAUCAAUGGGAAUGAAUGAUUGGAUUGAAAUUUCUUUCUUUUAAAACAUUUUCUCUGGCUCUAGUGACCUUUAUUGAACAGUAGUCAGAAAGGAAAGCAGGUUGUGUGAGGGAGUGAAGAUAAAGGUCAAAGGUCAACAGGCCAGGACUAGAACCCUUGAUGGCUGUAUCGAUUACCCCUUUGCCACCGCUGCCCUGAAAUAACUUUUUUUUGUUAUGAAACUAACCUAUAGAAAAAGACUGAAUUGUUUAAUGAAUGAACUGAACCUGUAAAAACAUUUUGCUGAACUGAGCAGAUCCGCUCUAGAUCCCAACUCGUCUUCCAUCCCACUCUGUAAACAUCAAUAUUCCUAAAGCAAGUAUAAUAAUCUUUAGUGUG
Molecule: messenger RNA, 5603 nt
Organism: Xiphophorus maculatus (southern platyfish)
Lineage: Eukaryota; Metazoa; Chordata; Actinopteri; Cyprinodontiformes; Poeciliidae
Gene: a2m1
Product: alpha-2-macroglobulin-like protein 1
Exons: 35
Coding region: 172-4605 (1477 amino acids)
Cellular component (GO): extracellular region
Molecular function (GO): endopeptidase inhibitor activity
Source: RefSeq, a predicted model, not a curated record